AUGGAGGAAUCGCAAACUCCGCUUGUUCCGGUUUACCAACUUGGUCGAGCCUUCACAGCAGUGACACUCGUCGAAGGAACUGUGCACGUUGCUCGCAAGCAUGCGCUACAGCUGAUCCACCUAGAGCAGGCUCUGGGUAUCUUCGUUGAGCGCCCAGUUCAGGAGUGGUUCCUCCAAUAUCCGACUUUGAUGCGAUGGACUAACCGCGUCUACUCCUUCAUUCAUAUUCCCGGAACCAUUCUUUUCCUUGUGCUCCUCUACUAUUUCACCACCACCCGCAGGCGGCGUUCCAUGGCCGGGAUGAAUGGCGGCGAUAAUAGCAUUGGAGGAAACUCCGGGCCGAUGCUUUAUGAAGCCCGCCGACGCACCAUGGCUCUUUGCAAUUUGAUCGCUUUUGUCGUUUUUACACUCUGGCCUUGCAUGCCACCUCGCCUGCUGAGCGAUCCUGAUUACGAUGGCCCCGAUGCGGUCGAGUCGAAGAGUUUCGGAUUUGUCGAUACUGUUCAUAGCGCCGACGGCGAAAAGAGCGUCUGGACCGCCAACAAAUUUUGCAACCAAUAUGCGGCCAUGCCUUCGCUUCAUUUCGGAUACUCCCUUCUGAUCGGAUUGACCAUUGCGACAUUCCCGGUCGCCGGCCUGCGCUCGACAUCGUGGAAGCGCCUCGUCAUCGUCAUCCUGGGUCUGUCAUACCCCGCAGUCAUCCUAGCUGCCAUCGUUGCGACCGCGAACCAUUUCAUCCUCGACGCAGUUGCCGGAGCGCUUGUUUGCUGCAUUGCCUGGAAUGCCAACGGAAUCCUUCUCAACCUUCUUGUCAUUGAGGACUACUUCCUAUGGGUCGUUCGCAUCCAUAAGCCCAUAAACUGGACGGACCCCGAAACAGCGGUUGAGAGGACGUGGCAGGGUUCUCCACUUCAGGUUGUUUGA
This is a messenger RNA of Parascedosporium putredinis, 924 nucleotides long. The record is from the annotation of a GenBank genome assembly. NCBI's taxonomy places the organism in Eukaryota, Fungi, Ascomycota, Sordariomycetes, Microascales, Microascaceae.